Hypoxylon fragiforme is the source of this 608-nucleotide messenger RNA. Its product is annotated as ESSS subunit of NADH:ubiquinone oxidoreductase. The record is from RefSeq and is a predicted model, not a curated record. NCBI's taxonomy places the organism in Eukaryota, Fungi, Ascomycota, Sordariomycetes, Xylariales, Hypoxylaceae. The transcript has 2 exons. The coding region runs from base 112 to 462 and encodes 116 amino acids.
AUCGAUUACAGAGAACGACGAUCAGACACAAGGGAAAACCCCGAAGAAGCUCGAAACCGGGAAACAAAGCAUUACCCUUUCCUAAAAACCCUAUCUAUACCUAUCACAGCCAUGCCCGCCGUCCGACCUAAUACCGUCGUGCGGGCCACCCGCGCCCUGCAACACUCGCAACCCGCCGCCGCCAUUACCACCAGAUCCUUCUCGGCGACGGCGCGAGCGCCCUCCUCCCACGGCCCCCAGUACGACCCCCCGACCGGCUGGCUGUGGGGUCUCAAGCCCGGCGAGAAGUACCAGCGCGAGGGCUGGGAGAUCCCCUUCUUCUACGGCUUCUGCGGAAGCAUCGCCAUCUUCGCCGUUGCCUACGGCUUCAAGCCUGACACUUCGAUACAAACAUGGGCCUUGGAAGAAGCACGACGAAGAUUAGAAGCCGAGGGCAUCCUCGAGGACCCCGAGAAGAAGUGAAAGUUCGUUGGUACAUACAUACAUAAUAUGGACCACGCCGCAGCAGCAUAGAACUGUCUUUUUUCCUUUUUUUUUAUUUCACCUAUCUAGUAUGUUGAAACUGGCUGGGAGAAGGAAGGGGCCGGGAGAGAGAAGGGGGGGGGGGG